Molecule: messenger RNA, 1458 nt
Organism: Jatropha curcas
Lineage: Eukaryota; Viridiplantae; Streptophyta; Magnoliopsida; Malpighiales; Euphorbiaceae
Product: embryo defective 1379
Biological process (GO): double-strand break repair via homologous recombination
Cellular component (GO): Smc5-Smc6 complex; nucleus
Molecular function (GO): ubiquitin-protein transferase activity
Source: RefSeq, a predicted model, not a curated record
AUCUUAGGGUUUCAAAAUUAAAAAAAAAAAAAAAAAAAAACGAAAAUGGCGGUGCUGAACUGGAAGCACCACACUCUCAUCCAAGUGUUGAUGACGCGCGGCCCACUUAAGGAGAACGAAUUCCAGAAGAUUUUCACCGGCGUCACCGGAAAACACCCACGCUCUUGUGAGCGCGAUUUCAAUGAUUUCCUUCUAAAGAUUAACAAGGAACUUUCCUAUGUUCAAAUGGAGCUUAGGCUUUGCAGAAACCAAAAUGAUGGUGAAGUUUGUUAUGGGCUUGUUAACAAUGUUUCUGAUGAACAAUCUAAGCUUGGAACUAAAUAUUCUGUUCCCCAAAUUGCUCUAUAUAAGGGCGUUAUAGAAGCAAUAGUGCAGGAUGCCACAGCCCAAGGUAGCAUAUCCACAAUUGAUGCUCUCAACAUACGGCUGGAGAGUCAGGUUCAUGGUGGGACAGGAUCACAAUCACAAGGUGGUUUAUCUCAAGUGCCUCCUGCGUUAAGGAAUUUUUCUAUGUCACAGAAAGAAAAAACUCUUGAUGAACUUGUGCGCGAUAAGUGGCUUUGUCACACCCCAGAUGGUCACAUUGGACUAGGUGUCAGAUCCUACCUUGAUUUACGAAGUUUAUUUCAUAAUUCUGGCAUUCCAUCAUGUGAAGUAUGCAAUGAGGCUGCAAUAAAGGCAAAAGUUUGCCAAAAUGAAGGUUGUGCGCUUCGAAUUCAUCAUUACUGCCUGAAGAAAAAACUUUCCCAAAGAAGGGGUAAAAUAGUUUGUCCAACUUGUGGCAUUCAAUGGGAUUGUGAAGUUCCCGAAUGUGAAGCUGUAGAAGGAGAGGAUGAGCCAAAUGAACAAAUUGAGAGCCACCCAUCUGCAGGAUCCAAAAGAAAGAGACAUAAAGCAAACAGAAAUACUGAUGCAGAUACUGUUGGAUGCACCUCAUCUCAAGCAUCACAAUCUGUAUCUGAUUUGAGAAGAGUUACUCGGUCAUCUGCUCGAACAAGGUAAAAGCAACUCAUUAGUGGUGGAAAUUCUUGUAUCUUUUGCUCCAAACUUGUUUGGAUAGAUUUAGCUAAGGGAAAAGCAGCUCUUAUUAGGAAUAUUCUUGUAUAUGUUUGCCCCAAACUUGCUUGGAUAGAUUUGACUAACAAUGGCGGUUAGGUUCUAGUAUACACAAGAUUGCUAUUAACUUCGGAUGCAAGGUAACCAAUGACCAUUAACCAGCAGAAUCGCCAUUAUAUAUUAGAUUAAUGAGUAGAUUCAUAAUUGUUGCAUAUUUUUUUUGUGUAAUUUUUAUUGUUUGGUCUAGAGAUUAUAUGCUGGUUGAAUUUCUCUGUUCAAUUUUCAAGUUCAGAUUAUCAUUUCUUCUAAUCAAGAAGCCAAAUGGCUAAAGAGUGAACAUGGUGCCAUUUUUAGAAGAUUUAUAUUGUGUUUUUAUGAAUUCAUUGGAUUAUUUAGUUUAAA